This is a messenger RNA of Grus americana (Whooping crane), 2527 nucleotides long. RefSeq names its product olfactory receptor 52B2-like. Bases 141 to 1058 code for a protein of 305 amino acids. Gene Ontology annotation, cellular component: membrane. The transcript has 3 exons. Gene Ontology annotation, biological process: G protein-coupled receptor signaling pathway. The record is from RefSeq and is a predicted model, not a curated record. Gene Ontology annotation, molecular function: olfactory receptor activity; G protein-coupled receptor activity. Lineage: Eukaryota; Metazoa; Chordata; Aves; Gruiformes; Gruidae.
UUCAUAUCGUCGGCCCUCGGCAGCGCAGACAGGGAUUCGCGCUCCCCCGCAGCUCCGCACUGAUCAGGGCUGAGGUUCCUCGUUCCUCUUUGGGGCUGGCCCUUGAGCAGAGUCAGGCUGACACUGAGCGCUGCAGCACCAUGUAUGAGCUCAACGAAAGCAGCUUCGAUCCUAUCACCUUUGUCCUGACGGGCAUCCCGGGCAUGGAGGAGUCCCACAUCUGGAUCUCCGUCCCCUUCUGUCUGAUGUACAUCACGGCGGUGUUUGGCAACUCUGUCCUUCUCUUUGUCAUCAUCACGGACAGAAGCCUCCACGAGCCCAUGUACCUCUUCCUCGCUAUGCUGGCUGUUGCUGACCUCAUGCUUUCCACCACCACGGUGCCCAAAAUGCUGGCGAUCUUCUGGUUCAGUGCCAGGGAAAUUUCCUUCGAUGCCUGCAUUACACAGAUGUUUUUCACCCAUUUCAGCUUCAUCGUGGAAUCGUCCGUUCUGCUGGCGAUGGCGUUCGACCGGUACGUGGCCGUCUGCGACCCGCUGCGGUACUCUUCAACCUUAACCCCCUCGGUGAUCGGGAAAAUAGCUGUGACUGCCGUUGUCCGGGGGUUCUGCAUCAUGUUCCCACCCAUCUUCCUCCUGAAGCGGCUGCCGUACUGCGGGCACAACGUCAUGCCACACACCUACUGCGAGCACAUGGGCAUCGCCCGCCUGGCCUGCGCCGACAUCAAAGCCAACAUCUGGUACGGGCUGACAACGGCUCUUCUCUCCUCCGGCCUGGAUGUCGUGCUCAUCGCCGUCUCUUACGCUCUGAUCCUUAGGACCGUCUUUCGGCUCCCGUCCCCGGAGGCUCGUCUCAAAACCCUGAGCACCUGCGGCUCCCACCUCUGCGUGAUCCUCAUGUUCUACGUGCCCGCCUUUUUCUCCUUUCUCACGCAUCGGUUCGGCCACCACAUCCCAAGCCACGUUCACAUCCUCCUGGCCAACCUCUACGUCGUGGUCCCACCGAUGCUCAACCCCAUCGUGUACGGGGAACAUCGCACUGCUGAGCAGUGCUCAGUGUGAAGUACAUUGCACCUCAAGAUCCUUUCCUGCCCAUACGGCUGGCUGAUUACCCACCACUUUGUUGCUGUACAUUUGAUUUAUCCUUAAACACCAGCAUUGUUUUGUUGAACUUUUUCUUGUUCCUCUCAUUGGUGUAUGCACCAGCUGCAUCGAUAAUACCUUCUUCUACCUGAAGCCGGGGGCAGUCUGCCUCAGACUGUUGUGAAAAGCAGUGCAAACAUGAAGAGCGAGCGCUAUAUAUUGCUGGAGGAGCAGCGAGGACAGCUCUCUGCAUCUGUAACUUCAUCAUCAACCUGACCAGCAAGGAGAGCCCUCUUCCUUCCCUCGCCCUUCCUCAGCAAAGACAGCGACGCAGGCUGUCAAACUCCUCUGCUGCCUCUGCUUCGGUGAAUCUCGUGAGUGGCAAGGCCAGAAAGAGGAGAGACUCUCAUCUCACUGCAGCGAGCACCACCACUGCUAAAGUGUCCCAGGGACAUAAAGACCUGCGGGGAGAAGGGAGUGCAGGCAGCACUGGAGACCUCAGGGGGAAGCUUCCCAGAAUUUCAGGUCUCUGCUGGAGGGCCGGUGUGCUCUGCACCACUUUCGAGGGGGGUUUUUGCUGCGUCGUUAUAAUAUGGAGGACUGUGGAGACUCUGACCCCAGCAGCCACAGUCCUGUCAGGAGUCUUCUGGUUCCCGCAGGCUGGGCUACAGCAGGAAUGGGCUGUUCCCGCAUGGCUGGAGCUUCUCGGUCCCAUGGAAGAGUCACAGCAAGGCUGUCAUCUGCCAAAGCACAAGGCCCUUUUGCCCAGCGCUCUGCAUAGCAUUGACUUGGUGGGCAGCGCACACUCAGAUGGGACCCAUCUGUCUUCUCGUCCUGACAGCCGAGUCCUGAUGGCCAUUCUGGCUCGGCUGUUCAAUGCCAAGGCUUCUGACACCCAUUGCAAAAAUUGCAGUGUGAGUUGCUGUUGACUCCGAGUAGGCGAUGCUCUUGGUGCUUGCUCAGGGCCCCAGAGAGCAGAGACGGCUGCGGCGGGUCUCAGCGUGUCUGUUCUCCUGGGAGCGGCUGAGCCUGCUCCCUGCCCAGCCCUGGCUUGGCCAACGUGCGGCAUUGAAGAGGUCCCACUGCUGCCCCUCCAUGAGCUCCUCUGGCUCUGGUGGCGUGGAGAGGUUGUGACGCACUAAACCACCAGUAUCCUUCAAAGCUGGGGCAGCAGUUUCCCUUCCGGUGGGGAGAAGCUCUGGGAUGAGGAAGAGGAGGCAAUGCGCCAGAGCCCAGUGACCUUUCCUUCAUCCUUUCCUUCGUGUUUUACUGGGUGGGAUGCUGGCACAAACGCUUGCUUCUCCUCUCCGCAUCAUGCCUACUGUCGGCCGCACUUCUCUUUUACACACCACUCUGAGGCACGGGGGCUGGGCACUUUUUGGUCCCCUCCUGAGCUCAGAGGCUUCCUUGGGUCUGACCAGUAUAACUCUUCCUCCUCCAGGCACCAA